GGUGGCGGGGGCAGCGCGGUGGGCAGCGCCCCGGGCUCCCCGGGCUUCCCUGCGGAGGCGGGCAGUCUGCGUGAGCUGGCGACCAGCAGGAGCGCGCCCCUCGCAAAGAAUCCUGCCCAGCUUCCUUACGGCAAAGCCCUGUACAGCUAUGAGGGGAAAGAGCCCGGCGACCUCAAGUUCAGCAAGGGGGAUGUCAUCGUCCUGCGGCGCAGGGUGGACGAGCACUGGUUCCACGGGGAGCUGCGCGGCGCCCACGGCUUCCUGCCCGCCAGCUACGUGCAGUGCCUCCGGCCGCUGCCGCCGGCGCCUCCCCAGGGCAAAGCCCUGUAUGACUUUGAGAUGAAAGACCGAGACCAGGACCAGGACUGCCUGACCUUCACCAAGGAUGAAAUCCUGACUGUGAUCAGAAGAGUGGAUGACAACUGGGCAGAGGGAAUGCUGGGAGACAAGAUUGGAAUCUUCCCCCUCCUGUACGUGGAGCUCAACGACUCUGCCAAGCAGCUUAUUGAGAUGGACAAGCUCUGCCCAGCUGCUGUGUCUGGCUGCCAUGCCUCGUUGCCCUCUGACCCCAGCGCGGUGGCCAGUGCGGCCCCAGGUCCCACUUUAAGCAGCACAGGGGCAGUCAGUGCCUUUCAACAGCGUGUGGAUGGCAAGAAGAAUGCCAAGAAACGCCACUCCUUCACCGCGUUCAGCGUGACACACAGGUCCUCUCAGGCCGCCAGCCACAGGCAUUCCAUGGAAAUUAGUGCUCCGGUUCUGAUCAGCUCCAGUGACCCCCGGGCCGCAGCCAGGAUCGGGGACCUGGCUCAUCUGUCCUGCAGUGCUCCCGCCCAGGAUUCCUCUGCCGGAUCCGACCCAGCAGCUGAACAGCAGGGCGUGGCUCCCAAGGUCCAGCUGCCUCUCAACGUGUACCUGGCGCUCUACCCCUACAAGCCGCAGAAGAGUGACGAGCUGGAGCUGCGCAAGGGCGAGAUGUACCGCGUCCUUGAGAAGUGUCAGGACGGCUGGUUCAAGGGCACAUCCCUGAGGUCUGGGCUCUCUGGGGUGUUCCCAGGAAACUAUGUGACGCCUGCUUCCAGGGCGCCCUUAGGAGGGGCUGGGCCGCUCCGGAAUAAUGUGGUUGGAGGGUCUCCACUGGCAAAAGGAAUGGCCACAACCAUCCAGCCAGGCGGUGGAAGUCUGAGCAGCCCUGCCACUGCCAUGAGACCAGCCCUUCCCCUCACCGUGCCCCAGGCCCAGCACCAGGCAGCCUCUCCCCCUGUGGGCAGUUGUCUGUGGCACUCAGCUCUGCCAGCAGCCAGCCAAGCCCGGAGCACUCUCCCCACAGCUGCCCACUCCGCUGCUCAGGCUCAGGAUCGACCAACCGCCGCCGUGUCACCCCUGCGUACCCAGAACUCCCCAUCCCGCCUGCCCACCACCAGCCUCAGGCCCCACUCCAUGGUGUCCCCGCAGCACCUCCACCAGCCCCCAAUGCAGACCGUCCCUGGGGCCCAGUGCCCCCGGCCAGCCAUCCCACUCACGUCAGCAGCAUCGGCCAUCACGCCUCCCAACGUCACUGCCGCCAACCUCAACGGGGAGGCCGGAGUGGGGCCUGGCAGUGGCCUGUCUACGUCCAGCCCCACCAACAUGGGAUGCAAACUAGACGAGAAGAAAACUGAAAAGAAAGAGAAGAAGAGUGGGCUGCUGAAACUUCUAGCUGGGGCCUCUGCCAAGAAGAAGUCUCGCUCCCCACCGUCCAUCUCUCCCACCCACGACCCCCAGGCGGCAGUGGACACCUCACUCCAAGGCGCGAUGGGGCCCGAAGUGUCCUCACUAUCCCUCCAUGGCCGGGCAGGGUCCUGCCCCAUAGAGAGCGAGAUUCAGGGGGCGAUGGGAAUGGAACCACUGCACAGGAAGGCGGGCUCCUUGGACCUGAACUUCUCCUCCCCUUCCAGGCAAGCCCCUUUCUCCACAGCCGCCCGCCCCGAGCCCAAGCCGCUGCCCCGAGAGAGGUACCGGGUGGUGGUCUCGUACCCGCCGCAGAGCGAGGCGGAGAUAGAGCUGAAAGAAGGUGACGUCGUCUUUGUGCACAAGAAGCGGGAGGACGGCUGGUACAAGGGGACCCUGCAGAGGAACGGCCGCACGGGCCUCUUCCCAGGCAGCUUCGUCGAGAGCUUCUGAGGAUGAGCCCCCCACACCCGCUCACCAGGGAGACAGCCCGGCCCCCGAGGACUCGGGGCCCUUCCAGGGCCCCUGGUAGGGGGCACCGUGGCCUGGGGUGGGGGCCCAGGGGUGUGGAGGUCGUGCCUUCACCCCCAGCCCCUGGCCGAGAGCACACCCUGGGCUUGUUCCUGGACAGACGUCUGCCCCCCACCCCCCGCCCCCCGUGUGGACCGAGGAAGAUGCGUCUGCGGGGACACAGCCUCGCUGCUGGGACGCUGUGCGCGGCGGCUGCCUGCGCGGGGCUGCGGGCCGGGCGUUCGCGGGCCAUCUUCACAGGUUGGCUGGGCUGCAGGGGGUCCAGAUUGCUCCAUCGCCUCCUCUAUACCUCAGUCGCCUGCCACCUGCCUGGCCCUGGGAAAGCCGGGCCGCGCAGCUCCUGGGGGCUCCGGCAGCUCCUUCGGCUGGUCCCUCCAGCAUUAGGAACAACGCUUCUGUUGGCUGCCGCUGUCCCUUCAUCGCUUCUUUCUUACAUCUUUAUAAUGUAAAGCUAUGACUUUAUAUAUUUCUAAUCGGUCAUACAUUGCCUAUUUUUCAUACAUCUGGUGCUGCCUUUUUGUAAUGACUUGGUUGAGUUUGAAAGAAGAAAUGUCUGAGGAGACGUCAAAUGGGCAGAAUUUUUAUAUUUACUGUAUGAAUUUUGGAGAACUCUGGAAAAGCCCACGUUCUCAACACCACGGUGUCAGCGGCUGCUCCACGGGACAAGGGGGAGUCCAUUAGGGGGUUGGAGAGAGUUUGGAAAAAGCCAAUUUCUAUCAGCCCUUGCUCUGUCUAGACAGUGAUAAUUAUUAUUAUUCAGGAGCAGGAAGCAUUUCGGGGAAAAGUUGCUAUAGUUGCCUUUUGUGAGGCAGUAAGAAGGACAUGAAGGUCUACCCCGGCCUAAAAAAGUGCAAUUUCCCUUUCAUUGCUUUAGCAAGAGUGACUGCAAUUUGCUUAUCAAAAAUGACUUCUCGCUAUUAAAAUGUGCAGUUUUCACCACAGUUUAGAGGUAAACCUUCAGAGUUUACAAGACCUGGUGAGGUUCUGCAUUUUUUAAACACAUAAAUGCUCCCCUGUCAGGCAGUGCACACCUUGGUCUAGAGACUGGAGGUCCAUGAGGGUGACAGGAAUGAGUCCUCUCUGCAG
Molecule: messenger RNA, 3324 nt
Organism: Miniopterus natalensis
Lineage: Eukaryota; Metazoa; Chordata; Mammalia; Chiroptera; Miniopteridae
Gene: SH3RF3
Product: SH3 domain containing ring finger 3
Molecular function (GO): protein binding
Source: RefSeq, a predicted model, not a curated record